Molecule: messenger RNA, 2594 nt
Organism: Mytilus californianus (California mussel)
Lineage: Eukaryota; Metazoa; Mollusca; Bivalvia; Mytilida; Mytilidae
Exons: 4
Coding region: 98-2272 (724 amino acids)
Molecular function (GO): protein binding
Source: RefSeq, a predicted model, not a curated record
AUAAUUAGCAUUACGUUAUUGGCAGCGGAAAGAGGCACACGCCAUCUUAGUCAUUUUACAACCGUUGUAAUAUUUUCAGCGAAGAUAAUAACAAAACAUGACAGAAACGAAUAAGAAUACUUCAAAUAACAAAGAAACCGAUAAAGUCAUAAAGCAGCUAUCAGCCAAAAUAAAUAAAGAACCAAAGAAUGCAGAAAACUUUUUCAAAAGAGCCCAGCAAUAUUCCAAGAAAAAGGACUAUGAAAAUUGUUACAAUGAUGCUAAACAUGCGUUAGAACUAGACGAAACCUUGAUUGAGGCAGCCAUUCUUGGGGGCGAAGCAGCUACAAAAUGUGGGAAGUUCCAGGGAGCACAUAGCAUAUUUUCUAUCGGCUUGAAACAAAACAAAAAGAACGAAAACCUGAUACAAGGCCUGCAAAAGUUGCAAAGAGCAAUCGUCGACUCUUACGAUACAGAGGACACAUCAGAACAAGGGUACAACGCCGUGGACCUCUGUACACAGAGUCCGUAUCCUGGCGAUGACCAAUUAUUGAAUUUAGAGAAGGAAAUUCUGGACAGAAGGCAUGACAUUAGGGAAGUUCCAAAAUUACCGAAGAAAGAAAUAGAUCCAGAUCUUAGACAAAGGGCAGCACAAGCCGCAAUGGCUGGUCACAAAUGUAUGAUCGCAGGAAAAUUUAGCGAGGCUCUAGAAAGUUUUUCGUAUGCGGUUGACAUUGAGACAGACAAUAUCAUACUAAGACGUCUCCGAGCUGAGGUAUACUUUAUUAACCAAGACCCAGUCAGCGCCAUGAAAGACUUAAUGCAUAUACAGAAACCAGAGAGAUCAGCUGAUGCCUGGAAGUUAGGAGGAAAAUUGCUAAUGGAGUUCAAACUUCCUGUGUUGGCUGAAUUUUGGCUAAGAAAAGCAUCUGAGAUGGUGAAAGGUAAAGACGAAGAGACCGCUAUUUGUUUUCAGAAAGUGCGAGCUCAUCGUUUGUAUGACCCUUUGACAAAAGACAUGCCAAUCAGUGUGGAUUUCACAAUGUAUGGAAAAGCAAUAUUUGCUGUCAAAGAUAUAAAAGCAGGUGACAUUGUAUUUUCCGACGCUCCUAUUGUGACGACACCAUACGUAACAGAAGACAAAAAGCAGGUGGUAAAAGGUUGCAACCACUGUGGUACUUCACUUAUGACUGCACGUGACUACUUCCAAGAAAAACUGGACAAUAUGGAUGCAACCGCAAAAGAAGUCGUUGAAAAUAACUGGCCCGUAACCAAACCAGUAGUCUGCUCGGAAUGUAAACUGGUUACAUAUUGUAGCAAUAUUUGUAAAAAUACAGCGUGGGAAAGACACCACGAACUGCUUUGCCCAGCAAGAUCGAAAGCAACGAAGAAGUUGUAUGACAUCGACCAAAACAAGGGAUGGGGAACUGAUGUAGAUGGGACAUGGAAAGAAUUGUGGUCGGGGCACUUUUCCAUAUAUAUUUUGGCAAAGAUCUGGGCAAACAUUGCAGCAGACGUCAAAUUGUGGAUGAAACAGGAUGGAAAAGAUGUACCAGAAAUGAUUCACUGGGCUAAAGCUAAAGCCCCCUUCAGGAAGUUUAUUGCAUUUGGAGUUGGUUCAGCUGCAAAGGAGAUGCCUUACGUAUUAAAGGUAAUGAACGAUAUAUUUCGUGACUGUGGGGACGGAAUUAAGAUGGACAUAACAGAACAAGAAUUGAAUGGAAGGUAUUACCAAGCUGCCUGCAAUCUUCAGAUUUACUCAGAUCCGAUCACACCGUAUCACAAAUUCUAUGACAAUUUGUCUAAUUUUAAUCCCGAAGAUCCGAAGGCGUUGUCGAUUUUGAAAUAUCUGGACGACAAAAUUCCGAGUGCAUCAUUUGCUGGAAUGUUUCCAUUGCACGCAUGCCUAAAUCACUCAUGUGUGAACAACGUGGAAGUAAGUGACGGGGAAGUGAACGGAGUUCCAGGUGUUUCCGUCCGAGCUAAAGCAGACAUCAAAGAAGGCGAGGAACUAACAACAACGUACAUUGACACUACCAUGCCAAGACGGCUAAGACGUGCAUGGAUGUACAAAUCUUUCAAUUUCUGGUGUCAAUGUCCACGUUGUCAGUUCGAGGGAGACGAUGCGUAUUCCUGUACAAAUUGUAAGAAGAGAGCAGGCGACACAUCAUUUAAAGGAUGUGGGAAAUGUCAUCGUGCAUGGUACUGUUCUUCAGAAUGUCAGAAGAUAAACUGGAAGGAAGGACACAAAUUAGUUUGUGGUGUGACUCAUUCCAAAGCAGAUUACAGUUGAUACCAAUCAUAUCAAACAUUUCAUAUCCAUGGAAACGUACACGUUAAAAAUGUAACUGUUUUUUUCUUGACAUUUUUAAGAUGUUUCAACGAAAGAUUUAUUGUUUAGUUUAAGUUAUUAUCACAUUUCUUAGGGAACGGAAGUAUCAUAUACCAAGGCGUGUUUCAUUUCGAAAACGAAAGGUUUACAAUGAAGGAACAUAUACCAAAUAUUUAGUAUUUUAUUUAUGGUUGGUUUGGUGUUUGUUUCUAAAAAGAAACUACUGAUAAUGUUCGAAUUUCUGUUUGUGUUGACUUUACCAUUAAAAAUAUAUUUACCAAAA